AUGUCCCCUAGCGCUAAAACCGUAUUCAACACACUGUACACCCUUAUAAAAUACCACGACCUCCCCGUCUUCAAUCGCUUUCCUUCUUCAUCAACCAUCCCAAAGACGGACUUCUCUCAGCAAGCGCAUCAUCCGCCGCCUGCAGCCGCAACUCGGCCAUGUCAUGGUAGUCUGCUCGCUGCUCCGGCGCCUUUGCCUGAUAGCGACCUCAGUAUCGAUCCUGGUCUGCUCGUUGGCGAUGUUUCUCCUUUCUUGGAUCUCCUCCCGCUCGAUUGCAGUUUUGACGGACAGGGAUUUGAUGGUACCACGUGGGAUUUCAGCAAUGGGAAUGACAACAACGUUCCUGUUAUCGAUGAGGGAUUGUUUGACAACAUCAUGAUUCCUGACUUGAGCGCUCUGGAUACGCAGUUGCUCGAUGUUGGAGAUGGCUUCCUCACUCCGGAGCAGCCUCUCAAUGUCAACUCUACACCCAUUGAGCAACCUUCAACUUCAACAUCCAGCACUCCCCAUCCCACGACAACAACAACCACAACCACCAACAAAUCACCCAUCCCAGGAACAUCCACCUUCUCUCUCCACCCCUCCCCCUCCUCAUCAUCCGGGUCCUCCCUCAAACGCAAAUCCUCACCCGAAGAUGAAGACGCAAACGUCACCCUCAAGCGCCAGCGCAAUACCCUUGCGGCGCGCAAGUACCGCCAGAAGCGCCUCGAUCGCAUUUCCGAACUCGAGGCUGCCCUGGCGGCUAUGACCAACGAACGGGAUGACAUGAGGCUUCAACUUGCCAGGAGGGAAGCUGAGGUGGAUGCUCUUAGGGAGAUGCUUGACAAGAAGAAAUAA
This is a messenger RNA of Fusarium coffeatum, 837 nucleotides long. RefSeq lists its product as uncharacterized. Gene Ontology annotation, molecular function: RNA polymerase II transcription regulatory region sequence-specific DNA binding; DNA-binding transcription activator activity, RNA polymerase II-specific. The record is from RefSeq and is a predicted model, not a curated record. NCBI's taxonomy places the organism in Eukaryota, Fungi, Ascomycota, Sordariomycetes, Hypocreales, Nectriaceae. Gene Ontology annotation, cellular component: nucleus. Bases 1 to 837 code for a protein of 278 amino acids. Gene Ontology annotation, biological process: regulation of transcription by RNA polymerase II. The transcript is spliced from 2 exons.